CUUCUCCUUUCUUCAUACUUCAGAGCCACGAAACCUUCAGAGAGGUUAACCCUAAUUAUCAUAGCUAUCUUGCUAGCCACAAUAUGGGUCGCAUUGAAGGCGGCAAAGUGGGAGAAAACAACUUCACUGUGACGGUGACGAAGGAGGAGGUGGUGGCUGCUGUGUUGCCGUUGCCAGAGCAUUGGCUUCGGCUCUCCAACCUCGACCUCCUUCUGCCGCCGCUAGACGACGGAGUCUUCUUUUGCUACAAUAAGCCAGCUGCCGCCGGGACUGUUGUGGUGGGGGCUCUCAAGAAGGGCUUGGCUGAAGCUCUGGUUUCCUUCUACGCCUUGGCGGGUGAGGUGGUGGCCAACUCCUCCGGCGAACCGGAGCUCCUCUGCAACAACCGUGGCGUUGAUUUUGUGGAGGCUGACGCUGACGUGCAGCUGAGAAGCCUCGACUUGCACAACCCUGAUGAUUCCGUUGAAGGGAAGCUUGUUCCUACGAAGAAACACGGCGUACUUGCUAUUCAGGCUACAUUUCUCAAGUGUGGUGGGCUAGUAGUUGCAUGCUCUUUCGAUCACCGUAUCGCCGAUGCCUACUCGGCCAACAUGUUCCUUGUAUCUUGGGCCCAGCUGUCACAGUCCACCAAGCCCACAAUAUCCACUCUUUCAUCGCCACCAUGUUUCCGCCGAUCUCUCCUCAACCCACGGCGGCCCGGUCGCAUCCAUCCGUCGCUCGACCGGAUGUUUAUUCCAGUCUCCGACCUACCUCCUCCAAAGAAGCACAGUGCCGAAUCCGAAUCCGACCCUGUCAUUAGCCGGAUCUACUACAUCACGGCCGACGAACUUAACCACAUUCAGUCACUUGCGAACUCGGACUCAAACGUCGACGUCAAUGCGGUGAAGCGAACCAAACUUGAGUCUUUAUGCGCCUUCUUGUGGAAGAUGGUUGCUGCGAGUACCAAGGGCAAAAGGAUCAUCACAAAAAUGGGAAUUGUCGUAGACGGAAGGAGAAGGCUGAGCAAUGGUAAUGACAAACAGAAAGCUUCACUUUUAUGUUCGUAUUUCGGAAACGUGAUUUCAAUACCGUACGGCGAAAAGUCAGCGAGGGAGCUGACGGAGAAGUCGUUGAGUUGGGUGGCCGACGAAGUUCACGAGUUCUUGGAAGAAGCAAAGACGGAGGAGCAUUUCCUGGGCCUCAUAGACUGGGUUGAGGCGCACCUCCCUGGCGGUGGAGUGGCGAGGAUAUAUUACGGCGGCGGAGACGGAGAAGAAGAGGGGCCAGCUUUUGUGGUGUCGUCGGGGCAAACAUUCCCGGAAGAGAAGGUGGAUUUCGGGUGGGGGAGGCCAGUGUUCGGGUCGUACCACUUCCCAUGGGGUGGCGACGCCGGGUAUGUGAUGCCGAUGCCGAGUCCGGCGGGUAAGGGCGAUUGGGUGGUAUACAUGCACCUUCGAAGAGGACAAUUGGAGAAGAUAGAGUCUGAAGCGGGUCGUGUGUUUCGGCGCUUGACUUGGGACUACCUUGUUCAUUGA
Messenger RNA from Prosopis cineraria, 1514 nucleotides. Its product is annotated as coniferyl alcohol acyltransferase-like. The record is from RefSeq and is a predicted model, not a curated record. The transcript has 2 exons. NCBI's taxonomy places the organism in Eukaryota, Viridiplantae, Streptophyta, Magnoliopsida, Fabales, Fabaceae. The coding region runs from base 84 to 1514 and encodes 476 amino acids. Gene Ontology annotation, molecular function: acyltransferase activity, transferring groups other than amino-acyl groups.